Messenger RNA from Prorocentrum cordatum, 1960 nucleotides. The record is from the annotation of a GenBank genome assembly. Lineage: Eukaryota; Dinophyceae; Prorocentrales; Prorocentraceae.
CGCAGCCAUUUGGGCUCCAGCAAGAUUUGGGGCCUCCAGAGGCCACGAUUCUGGCCUGUACGAGGCAGUCCUGGCGGGGCUGUUUUUGGCUUCCUGGUGCUCUCGCCCCCUGGACCUCGAGGCCACCUCUGCAGCGCCGCGAGCCUCCCAGUCAGGCCAUGGCGGGACCGAGGGAGCACCCUGCAGAGCCUCCUCGCCCUGAGGGCACAGCCUCGUGCGCGCGAGCCCCGCUGUCGAUCCAGCCCGCGGUGCUGCCCCUGGCGGGGUGCACGAGCGAGGACCACUGGGCACCGCCGACGGCCAGCGGAGGCGAGCCGGAGGUUCGGGAGGCCUGGGCGCCGGCACGGCCGAUGGCCAUCGGAGGCGAGCCGGAGGCUGGGGCGUCGGACGCGCUCGUGCUCACGCUGCCUGGAGCGGUGCUGGGCGCGCCGGCACCGAUCGGGCUCGAGGAGGGCCGCGCCGCAGAGGCCUCGAGGAGGUCCUGCAGCUUGCCGGCUGCGAGAUACAGCCGUCGCUCGUCUAUGCUGUCGAUGCGCUCCAUGGCAUCGCAACUGUCGGUCGUCCUGGAGCCCCCGUUCGCGAUCACUUGGCACAUCGAGCUGUUCGUCAUCGGAUGUGAUGCUGAGCAGUGGUGCGCCCGAGCGGUGGGCUCAAAGACCGCUGAUGCCUACCGGCCGCAGAAGGGCGGGGCGGGCAGGCGCGAUGACGAGGGCUCCCUGCGCGAAGGCAAAGACAGCACGGGGCUCUGUCUUUUUAUCCCCAUGCAGGCGAGGGAAGAUUCCAAAUUGGGCCGCGAUAGCAUCAUGUCCAUGAAGUCCAGUGACAGCCGCUGCGGGCCACCCCAGGAGCUGGCGGAAGUGCGUUUCACACCGAUACAGGGCUUCAGGGACAAUUUGAGUCUCCCCACAAAUCCGGCAGAUUGCUUGAGCUGCAUCGCCGUGCUGCUAGUCACCCCCACCAACACUAGCAUUCAGGAGACGGUAUGGGAUUUCCAGAUGAGGCUCAGCGAGAUAGCUUUCAGGCCGAGGCACAUGCGACCCCACGUGGUGAUGCUGAAGUUCAAGACCGGUGCUGCCCAGGACGGUCAGCUGCAGGAACUUGUCGCAAAGUGGCAGGAGAAGGUGUCCAUCGAGCUGCGGGCCCACGAGGAGGACACCGAGGAAGAAAUCAUGGAGGCGCUCGCAGCCAUGUGCCGGGACUUCAGCCAGAACCAGCCGAAACAUGUGCGGUCGUCUGCGGCGAGGGCAGAGUCACAGUCAGGGACGGGUGUCCUGCAAGCUCUGAGAAUGUGUCCCGUAACAUGCGCAGUCAUUCUGGUCAUCAUUCCCAUUUUUUUGGUCAUCAUUCUCAGUCUGGUCAUGCGUGUGUCUUGGUGAAGGAUGUGAUGCGAACUCGUCAUCAAUAACGCCCUUCUCCAUUCUUGCAUUCCAAGGUUGGGAGCGUCAUGGGCGCGGUCCAAACCCAUCCUUUCUCUCUGUCCCUCGGGUUUCUUUUCUUGUCAUGCAUCCAGUACUUCUGAGCGACAUUUUCUGUCUCUCUCUCUCUCUCUCUCUCUUUUUUUGUUUUCUCUAUCUCUCUAUUCUCGGCGGCAAUGUCCAUCCUCAGUCCUGGCUCCAGUCAUAUUUAAGUUGCUUCACUGGGGAGUUCGUUCAGUGCUGUGCGAUUCGCGGCCACCUGCCAGUAGAGCACAUACAGCCGCCACGUUGAGACAAGAAACUCCCUGUGUUGCGUUGCAGAACGUUGCGUUUGAGGCCUCGCACUCUUUGCGUCACGCUUCUGCGGCUUCUUCUGCGGCUAGCGUGGCACCGCUUCGGCGCGUCCCGCUCGCGUGGUGAUUGUGCUGUUCGGGGUUACUCCGCGGAGCACUCGCGCUGCGAUGAGCACCACACCCUUCCAAGCGCGCACCCGCUUGGCGGAUAGACAGGGAACGGGACCAUCUUUCGAGCCGAGCCAGGUGGAU